ACCCACCUUUGGAAGGAGCUCACUAUGACAGGGCAGAGUCUGAGGGCUUUAUCUGAAGCGAAUUUUGAAGACAAUGAGAUCAGCAUCAACGUUGGAGGCUUUAAGAAAAAGAUGAGAUCCAACACAUUAUUAAGGUUCCCCGAGACCAGGCUGGGCAAAUUGCUGAGCUGCCACUCAAAGGAGUCAAUACUGGAGCUUUGUGAUGACUAUGAUGACACCAAGAAUGAAUUUUAUUUUGACAGGAACCCCGAGCUCUUUCCUUACGUGCUACAUUUUUAUAACACUGGCAAGCUCCAUGUGAUGGGUGAACUCUGUGUCUUCUCUUUCAGCCAGGAGAUUGAAUACUGGGGAAUCAAUGAAUUCUUUAUAGACUCCUGCUGCAGUUAUAGCUACCAUGGGAGGAAAAUGGAGCCAGACCAAGAGAAAUGGGAGGAACAAAGUGACCAGGAAAGUACAACAUCUUCUUUUGAUGAGAUUUUGGCAUUCUACAAUGAUGCCUCUAAAUUUGACAAACAGCCCUUUGGAAACAUCAGGAGGCAGCUCUGGCUUGCUUUGGAUAACCCUGGGUACUCGGUUUUAAGUCGCAUCUUCAGUGUCCUUUCAAUAAUGGUGGUGUUGGGCUCCAUUGUGACCAUGUGCCUGAACAGCCUCCCAGACUUCCAGAUCGUUGACAGCAACGGGAACACCGAGGAAGACCCUCGCUUUGAAAUCGUGGAACAUUUUGGUAUUGCAUGGUUCACUUUUGAACUGGUGGCAAGAUUUGCAGUAGCUCCUGACUUUUUAAAAUUUUUCAAGCAUGCCCUGAAUUUGAUUGACCUAAUGUCUAUCCUUCCAUUUUAUAUUACAUUAAUUGUCAACUUGGUGGUGGAAAGUAGUCCAACUUUAGCAAAUUUAGGCAGAGUUGCACAAGUCCUGAGACUCAUGAGGAUUUUCCGCAUAUUAAAGCUUGCUAGACACUCCACAGGUCUCAGGUCUCUUGGAGCCACUCUGAAGUACAGCUACAGAGAGGUGGGGCUUCUUUUACUCUACCUCUCUGUUGGCAUCUCCAUUUUCUCAGUAGUGGCUUACACUAUUGAGAAAGAAGACAAUGAGGGGUUAGCCACCAUCCCUGCUUGUUGGUGGUGGGCUACUGUUAGCAUGACCACAGUUGGCUACGGGGAUGUGGUGCCAGGGAGCACUGCUGGCAAGUUGACGGCAUCUGCAUGCAUCCUAGCUGGUAUCCUAGUGGUAGUGCUUCCCAUUACACUGAUCUUUAAUAAAUUCUCCCACUUCUAUAGGCGUCAGAAGCAGUUAGAGAGUGCCAUGAGAAGCUGUGAUUUUGGUGAUGGCAUGAAAGAAGUUCCAUCUGUCAACUUAAGGGACUACUAUGCUUAUAAAGUUAAAUCCCUUAUGGCCAGUCUGACCAAUAUGAGCAGGAGUACCCCCAGUGAGUUGAGCCUGAAUGAUUCACUGCAUUAGUGUACAAGUCUGACAGCAGUUUGCAUGAGAGCUAUCAAGAGCUAUGUUUAUAAAUGUUUUCCUAUUUGUCUUUUUUUUUUUUUUUUAGAAGAUAGUGUGCAGUGCUGACACUGCACUUUGCACUUGGAAACUAAAGACAUUUCUAUUACAAGUUAACAGUUUGCACAUUUUCAUCCUGUUGCAUAAAGGUACUAAGUGCUGACUUUUCCAUACAAAUGUUACCACUUCCAUGCCAUUAAAUUAGUGGAAUAGUGAUGAUCUGUUGCUUUGUGCAUUUUCUCAUAUGAGCAGAGAAAUGAAUGUACCCAAGUGGAAUAAAAAUUCUCAGCUG
Messenger RNA from Haemorhous mexicanus (house finch), 1789 nucleotides. It is a transcript of the gene KCNS2, whose product is annotated as potassium voltage-gated channel modifier subfamily S member 2. Gene Ontology annotation, biological process: protein homooligomerization; potassium ion transmembrane transport; regulation of delayed rectifier potassium channel activity. The coding region runs from base 25 to 1458 and encodes 477 amino acids. The transcript has a single exon. Lineage: Eukaryota; Metazoa; Chordata; Aves; Passeriformes; Fringillidae. The record is from RefSeq and is a predicted model, not a curated record. Gene Ontology annotation, molecular function: protein binding; voltage-gated potassium channel activity. Gene Ontology annotation, cellular component: voltage-gated potassium channel complex; membrane.